Molecule: messenger RNA, 1581 nt
Organism: Penicillium lagena
Lineage: Eukaryota; Fungi; Ascomycota; Eurotiomycetes; Eurotiales; Aspergillaceae
Exons: 3
Coding region: 1-1581 (526 amino acids)
Molecular function (GO): NADP binding; N,N-dimethylaniline monooxygenase activity; flavin adenine dinucleotide binding
Source: RefSeq, a predicted model, not a curated record
AUGGAGGGUUCAGAAGGAAUCGACUUGCUCAUCGUUGGCGCAGGCUUGCACGGCCUCGCCAUGGCUAAAACGUAUCUCCAAGUCCAUCCAAAUGGCAGACUUCUCGUUAUGGACCAAGCCAAGUCAGUAGGCGGCUCCUGGGCCAAGGAGCGACUGUACCCAGGACUCAAGACCAAUAACACCAUCGGAUCGUACGAAUUCGGCGAUUUCCCUAUGGUCCCAGAACGAUAUGGAGUGAAAGCCCAUGGGCAUAUUCCAGGCGAAGUUGUACACGCGUAUUUCUGCGAUGUCGUGGUGCACUAUGGUAUCGACUCGUAUCUUCGCCUCGAGACCAGAGUGCAGUCAGCAACGCUUGGAGCAGACGGGCGAUGGUCGAUGAGGGUCGAAUCUAUCAAAGAGUCGCAGCAGCGUGCGGAUACGCUUGUGGCUGCGAAGAUAGCCAUUGCCACAGGACUCACCUCCGAGCCAUACAUUCCGACAUUUCCCGGACAAGAAGAUUUUGGUGGGCUGGUACUGCAUUCGAAACAGUUAAAGGAGGAGACCGACAAUCUUGGGUCUUGCAAAAGUCUCGUCGUCCUUGGCGGGAAUAAGUCGGCAUGGGAUGUUUGCUACGCAGCAGCCCAGUCCGGCUCUCAGGUCCAUAUGGUCAUACGUCCGACUGGAGGAGGUCCGAGCUAUCUCUGGCCGAGGGAAUUUUCUUGGGGAUCAUUCAAGCUCUCUCUAGCCAAACUGUCAGCUACCAGACUGUUCGUUUCAUUCGACCCCACUCCGUACGGGAAGAUAGGGUGCCUUGCUCUCCUGCGGCAUUUCCUUCACCAGACUCUAGUAGGCCAGAAGGUCUGUCAGUUUUUCUGGACACGACUAGAUGCGCACAUUAAAAAACUGAACGGUUAUCAUACGCAUCCGGAAUUGCAGAAGCUCGAGCCCUGGACGACUCCAUUCUGGAUGGGCAAUUCUCUGAGCAUCCACAAUUACGACACGAACUGGUUUGACUUUGUUCGAGAAGGGAAGAUCAGCAUACACAUAGCGGAUCUCGCUUAUCUGUCAAAGGGUCGAGUGCACCUGUCGACUGGAGAGAUGCUAGAUGCUGAUGCCUUGGCAUGUUGCACGGGCUGGAAAACGGUCCCUACUAUCCAGUUUGACACGUCAUGCGCCAUGGAAAGAGCGAGACUCGGAAUAGCAAAGGGGGCGGGCACAUGCAACUCGGUUGGCACUGAAUGGGAAAUCAGUCGGCUAAUCAGCUAUCUCUCAUCUGUCCCAAGAAGAGUUGGAAAUGCCCCGGCAAUUCAGGAAGGUCAGAUUCCGCAACUUUCUUCCUCCUAUCAGCUUUACCGCAUGGUUAUCCCAAGCCAGCCUGUCUUCCUAGAGAAGAAGAACUUAGCUUUUAUUGGAUUGCAUUCCUCCGUCCACGCUGUGCUAGUUGCUCAGGCCCAGGCUCUUUGGAUCAUGGCUUUUUUUGAUGACAAGAUAAGGCAUCUUAGUCCUCUGCAUAUUAAUAUCAAAGCUGUGGAAUACCGCAGCUUUCAAGAAGGCAUAUAUGAGAGAUACGCUGCUCAGGGAUCUUGGGUUAGCGCCGAAUAG